GGGGGGUCAGAUAUGACGCCGAACAAUUUUUUUAAAGAAGAGCGAUGCGCUCACCAAUGCCGUCUGGAUGAGAAGGUAAAUCUGAUCAAAAAUUGACCCCGACUAAUCAUCAGAAAGCAUACUAUCGGAGGAAUGAUUGAGCUCGGCCUUAGCCGCAUAUCCCGUCUCCUUCAGCAGACGCCUUUAACUUGGAAGGCCAUUCACAUCGCUGGGACAAACGGCAAAGGCUCGAUCAGCGCUUACUUGUCCCACCUCUUGACUACUAGCGGAGUUCGUUGCGGCCGUUUUACUUCGCCUCAUCUGAUAGACCGAUGGGACUGCAUCACUAUCGGCGAAAGGGUGGUUCAGGAGUCUCUGUUCCGGCAGAUUGAAGCUAAGAUCAAGUUGCGUGACCAGACAUUGGGAAUUGGUGCAAGUGAAUUCGAGUUGUUGACUGCCACGGCAUUCGAGAUCUUUAACCAUGAACGGGUCGAAGUUGGAGUGGUUGAGGUGGGCAUGGGUGGUCGGCUGGACGCUACGAAUAUACUAAGCGAUGUGCUUGUGUCGGUUAUUGCUAAAAUAGGACUGGACCAUCAGUUUCUGCUUGGAAAUACUCUAGAGGAAAUUACUCGCGAGAAAGCUGGAAUAUUGAAGCCGGGGGUUCCGUGCGUGAUUGAUGGAACGAAUGCACCUGCAGUCCUUGCCACUCUUGAAGACCGUAUCAAGGAGCUCAGUGUAGAUGCUGUCUACACGCACCCCGACGCACCAGAUGAGCAUUCGCCGUCACUCGGUCAGCUUUUUCGACAUAUUGAUGUACAGCCUCACCAGAGGGCGAAUAUGUGUUGUGCGAUCUCGGCUUUAAAGCUGGCCAUCCCGAAACUUCGUCCAAACCUCGAGGUUGAUCCUUUAAUUUCCCAACUCUCUCGUGUAGAGUGGCCAGGGCGCCUACAGAAAAUUGCCCUGAAUCCUUUGGUCUCUCGCACCGAGCCUAUUCUGCUUGAUGGCGCUCACAAUAAUCAGUCAGCCGAAGUUCUUGGGCAGUACGUGGACCACAAGCUUCGAUCGCAAAGGAAACCUGUCACUUGGGCCAUCGCAGCAUCACGUGGGAAAGACAUUGCUUCACUAUUCCACCCUAUCAUUAAAGCUGGGGAUAAUGUCGCAACUACCGCGUUUGGACCUGUCGACGGUAUGCCUUGGGUCAAAGCAAAUGAUCCCCAGGAGUUGGCGUCAAGCGUACAAUCAAUCCCAGGAAUUGGAGAUGUGAAAUCAUUUGAAGAUGACAUUCUCGCGGCCAUCAAUUGGGCCUGUACCAAGGCCAAUAGCGGCCCAUUGGUUAUUGCUGGAAGCCUUUACCUUGUUUCCGACAUCCUCCGUCUUCUCCGAGAGGCACACAAGCAGUCAGGACACCCCGCUGAGAUGCGAUAGUUCUAUAACUGAAGAUACCCUUUCAUUACCAGCAUAGAUUUAUCCGUAAAUAAUUGAAACUAUCUCGAAGGGUUCCGUUUGAGAUUGAACUCCAAAAUUGCUCUAUUCAUACAUAGUUGAGAAAGAUGUAUUACCUCCAAAAGAGGCGGUCACUGCGUCACAGGUGGUGGCCUGAAUUGUGGAGAAAAGGAAAGUUCAAAACACACUCCAAUUUGUUGCGCUUGAUUCACCCAACACAGUAGGAGCAGGGUGUAUCUGAUGUGUGCGGUGACGCGUUUCAACGCGGCUCGAUAGGUGGGAGGGCAAUAACUUAUUUGCUUUGCUGAUAUGAACAAAACCUUCCGAUCGACUGGCUCCUGCCUUCAGCCGUACCCGCUCCUCACCUAAGAUCGCA
This is a messenger RNA of Aspergillus alliaceus, 1798 nucleotides long. Its product is annotated as dihydrofolate synthase. Gene Ontology annotation, molecular function: tetrahydrofolylpolyglutamate synthase activity; ATP binding; dihydrofolate synthase activity. Gene Ontology annotation, biological process: folic acid-containing compound biosynthetic process. Gene Ontology annotation, cellular component: mitochondrion; cytoplasm; cytosol. The transcript has 4 exons. The coding region runs from base 133 to 1404 and encodes 423 amino acids. NCBI's taxonomy places the organism in Eukaryota, Fungi, Ascomycota, Eurotiomycetes, Eurotiales, Aspergillaceae. The record is from RefSeq and is a predicted model, not a curated record.